AUGGUGGGCGAGCCGGGACCCCGGGACGGGGAGGGAGAGGACGGAGGGGGCAGGAGGGCAACGGCAGAAGCGCGUUUCCCGCAAGCGGCCCCAGAGCUGAAGCCCACGGAGACUGAACGCUGCAUCGAGUCCCUGCUGGCCGUCUUCCAGCGGUACGCGGGGCGCGAAGGGGACAACCGCACACUCUCCAAGAAGGAGUUCCUGGCCUUCAUGAACACCGAGCUGGCCGCCUUCACGAAGAACCAGAAGGACCCAGCUGUGGUGGACAGGAUGAUGAAGAAACUGGAUUUGAAUAGUGACGGGAAGCUAGACUUCGCGGAGUUCCUGAACCUCAUCGGGGGCAUUGCGGUGGCCUGCCACGAUACCCUGGUUGUUAACGCCCCGUGA
Molecule: messenger RNA, 387 nt
Organism: Pelecanus crispus (Dalmatian pelican)
Lineage: Eukaryota; Metazoa; Chordata; Aves; Pelecaniformes; Pelecanidae
Source: RefSeq, a predicted model, not a curated record